This is a messenger RNA of Schistocerca piceifrons (Central American locust), 1251 nucleotides long. RefSeq names its product glutathione S-transferase-like. Gene Ontology annotation, biological process: glutathione metabolic process. The record is from RefSeq and is a predicted model, not a curated record. Gene Ontology annotation, molecular function: glutathione transferase activity. NCBI's taxonomy places the organism in Eukaryota, Metazoa, Arthropoda, Insecta, Orthoptera, Acrididae. The coding region runs from base 398 to 1012 and encodes 204 amino acids. The transcript has 6 exons.
CAGCAGCCAAUGUGCCACGAGCCGAUGGUAACCACUCGCUCCAUGCAUCUUUCGCUAUAGAGUUAUCUUACACAGUAGUCUGCCGUUACGCAGUGAAAGAAGCUCUCGCAUUAAACUAGGGGACAGCGUCUGAACUCGAAUAGAUGUCAUGUGCUGUGUAAUUAUGCAUGAGCAUCAUUUUGUACUGCAUUCAGCUGGUCACUGCACAUGUCUACUCCUCUGUCUCUCACUCAAAUGUAAUGAGACAGUGAAAUACUUGGGCCAUAGUGUGCAGGAAAUGUGCAUGCACAAACAAGUGAUGGGAACUGAUUGGUCAAUUGAAAUCACUAUUUCAACAUUUUCUGUGAUGAGCAGUUCUACAGUUCAUUAACAAGGUUUCAGAGAGACAGUGAAAGACAUGGCACCAAAAUACAAAUUAUUUUACUUUCCAAUCAGAGUUAUUGCUGAGCCAAUUCGAUUCAUUUUGGCAUAUGUUGGUGCUGAAUAUGAAGAUAUUAGAGUUGAAUGGGCUGACUGGCCAAGUCUUAAACCAGAUACACCGUAUGGAACAUUACCUGUCCUUGAAGUUGAUGGAAAGAAACUUGGUCAGUCCAUUCCCAUAUGUCGCUACCUAGCAAAGCAAUAUGGAUUACUGGCUGAAAAUGACUGGGAUAAUGCACAAAUUGAUGCAGCAGUUGAUGCUAUAGAUGACUUGAGAUGGUCUAUAAAAGAGUUCUUCUUUGAAACAAAUGAAUCAAGAAAAAAGAAUCUGAAAGAAAAACUAAUUAAGGAAACAGUACCAUUUCACUAUGCAAAAUUAGAGGCAAUGGUGAAAAAUAAUGGUGGUUAUCUUGCAGGUGGUAAGUUGACUUGGGGUGAUCUGUACUUCACAACUAUGCAAGAACUUUUCGAUCAUGAUCUUGAAUUUGAAAUAACCAGAGACUAUCCACACCUUGCAACACUAAGGAACAAAGUUGUGAACAUACCAUCAAUUAAAUCAUGGAUUGAGAAACGACCAAAAACAGAUCGAUGAGGCAUAUUUUGAUGAUGUAUACUUUCAUGUGAUACAGGAAUAUUUGUACUUACGUGUGAAAACUUACUGACAGAUAUUAAUUAUAACUUUAUGAGGCUUAAACCACAAGAAGUUUUACUAUUCCUAUGUUUUAUACCACAAAACAUAUGGCAAUGGCUUUGUAAUGAAAGACACAUAUAAAAUUUUGUUAUUAUGUCAUGUAGUCAAAGAAAUUCAAUAAACUACACACUAAAUCUCAA